AGCAACGUUUCAUGUUCAUUUUGGGCAGCAGGAGACUCGCAUUUCCACCUCUGCUGGCUGCUGUAAGGGAAUCCCUCUGACUGUGGAAUGUUUGUCGGGGUCGAGCUGCUUCCCUCCUCUCUUGCACCGUAACCGGGCAGUGUUUUUAGCGGCUCUCCGGACCCCAAACACCGCGUGCGUUUUCGCUGGCAGGCGAGUUUCUGAGGCGGAGGAUCGCUAUGGAGGUGUUAUGGAUGAUUCCGCUGCUGCUGAUUCCGCUGCUGAUGUGGACCAGCACCACGUUUGUUUUUUAUUUCAAAAAGUGCUUUUACGUGGCCUGGAUGAUGUGCUUGGCCCUGUUGGCUAUCCCUCUGUGUAUACUGAAAAGCGGAGGCAGAGACAUCGAGAACAUGAGGAUUAUCCGCUCCUUGGUCCGUCAUGUGAAGUAUUUCUUGGGUCUGCGGUUCGAAGUGAGCGGCUGGGAGCAUCUGCAGACUGAGGGACCCUACGUCAUCAUCUCCAACCACCAGAGCUCCCUGGAUGUUUUAGGCCUGAUGGAGAUCCUACCUGACCGAUGCACCAUGAUCGCCAAGAAGGAGCUGAUCUACGCCGGCACUGUGGGUCUUAUCUGCUGGCUGGGCGGCAUCGUCUUCAUCAACCGCAAGAAGACGAGUGAUGCCAAGAGUGUCAUGGCCGACGCUGCCAAAACCAUGUUGGAAGACCAGAUUCGUCUGUGGGUGUUCCCAGAGGGAACGCGAAACCAGAGAGGCGACCUGCUGCCCUUCAAAAAAGGAGCGUUUCACCUGGCAGUGCAGGCACAAGCGCCCAUCAUCCCCGUCGUCUUCUCCUCCUACAGCAACUUCUACCUACGGAAAGAAAAGCAGUUCAAAUCAGGGAUCAUCAGAUUGAAGAUCCUUCCGAAGAUCGAGACAAAGGGGAUGACAUCAGACGAUGUCACAUCCCUCUCCGACAAAUCCUUCAACCUGAUGCGCUCGGCUUUCUUGGAAAUCUCCGACUCCGUAACCCAGAGCAACGGGCCGUCGCGGCACUGAACACUUACCAUUAACUUCCGCCUCCUCUCCCCCAUCCCUUCACCCCAAAACCCUCCUCCCCCUGCCCCCCCCCCCCUCUGGCCAGGAAAAACAACAUGACACAGAUCUCUUGUCAUGAAAUCUCUUCUUGUCUAGUCGACGCCUGGUCCGGUCCGCCUCCGGCCUGACCGCACAGCACAGCCAGUCCCGACCCUCACCGAGUCUGCAGCAGCAGCACUGGCCGCCGCGCUGCUCUGCACGCCGUGAGCGGAGUGACGGACGGCAAGCCGAACAGUAUGGAUGUGUUGUUCUUCAUGCAUGCCUUUUUUUUUUCUUUUGGAUGGCUCUGCCCGCCUUCAUCUUUGCUUUAUAUUUUCUUACUUUAUUGCCAUUUUGUAUUUUUUUAUUUACGCCUUUUUCUCCUUCUGUUUAGCAGACGUUUCCUCAUCUUUUCCUCUCAUGCUUCUUUCCUUUUGUUUUAGUGAUCUGAAGUCACAAACACACCUUCAAAGUUCUCCUUUUCCCCUUUCCUUCCUCUCCUUUUAGCGUGUUUUCCCCUUUUUGCAUUCCAGUCUCUUGCCUAAAGACAAAAGGAGCGGGGUCUCCACGAACGGUGGAGGCUCGGAGGUGAAGGUCGGCGCUGCUCGGCCACGGACUCAUUUAGUUCUGUCGCUCUGAAACCAACUCUAUAACCUUAUUUUUAACUUAGUCGCUCCAUGACAUCAAUCGAGGAAUUCAAGGGGUCACAGAGUUUAACAAUAGCACCCAUCUGUACUGAUUUACUGGACUCGAGCAGAUGGAUCAGUUUUCAGUGUCGUGCAUUGUUGGUGUAUCUUUGUGCAUUCUCUCUUAGAAACAAUCUGCGUGCAGCUUCCAGCAGCAGGUGUCCUCUUGCUGUGCUCUGUAUUUCUAUUUAUUUUAGAUCAGGUAAUCUUUUUGUUUUAUUAGAAGGGAUUUUUCCUCAGACAGAACUCAAAAGAGAAAUCCAUUUAAGACGUGUCAAAAAGGUGAUUUCAUAUUGUGCAAUGUCAAACUGUUUUUUUUUUUUAAGCAUUACUGCUCCAAAGUGCAAGCUACCUGCUGUGCCAUGACGUUGUGUUUUUGGGGAGACUUCCAAUGAAAGCUCUUAAUUUUGUCGUUGUAAACUUGUUUACUCAUUAUCUGUCUGAUGAUAUAGUUUCCUUCUUCCAUGAUCAAGGGUUGCUUUUGCUACAACAAGAGGGGAAAACUUAUGAAGACUUGUAAACGUUACAGAGUCUGAUUUUAUUUCUUCUUAUUUUACUAGUAGACUAUCUUGGCAAGCCUACUGUACAUCUCAAAGGUUUUUUUUAAUUUUUAAAUCACAAUGUAAGUAUUGUUUUAGAUAUAACUGACCCUCUUAGGAGAACAUUAGAUUAUUUAAAAAGUUUUGGCCUUAAGUUUGACUGAUUUGUUGUUCUUGCACUUUGAAUUGUUUGGCAGAGGGGUGUACCACGAAGAAAGCUCAUUCUUCUUCAUAAUUUGUGGUCUAAAAUAAGCCUGAAUUUACAGUCAGAGGUGUGAGGUAUCAAAAGCUAGUUAUGAGCUUCCUCUGUGAGCUCAGACUCUCUGCUUCAGGCUGUGAUGCGCCGGUAUUUGAUGCUUCUUCUGAGCAAAAACGGAAUUGAUUUCUGGCUGUUGGAGCUGGGCAAUUUGGCCUGAAAUAUUAUUCAUCCCAAACCCAAUUUAUGAUCAAUUUUCUUUCCUGACAUUGCAACAUGUUUACAAGGAGCAGAGAGGAAAACAGAUGGUGAUAACAGAAACUGGUCUUAUACAGAUAAAGAAUCUAAAAAUGCGCGCGGUUAAUGGUAAGGAAUAAACCCGUAUAAAUAGCAACACCAGAGUAAUUUCUGCCAUGAAGUGGAAUAUUUCAACACAUUCAUUACAGGUCCAAAUGCAUGCAUUAUAGUGCACACAGAAGGCAUUAAUGAGUGAUAUCUGACAGAAAACAGCACAGUGAAAGCCCCAUCAUCAGCAUGUUUUGCUGAUGACUGUCACCAACUUGUGCCGUUGUAAUUAAGCACAGUAAACAGAUUAAACGUGUUCUCUCCUCUCUAAUUUUGAUGCCUGUAAUAACCGCAACAUACAGCGAGUGUGCUCACUUUGUAGAGCGUCUCUUUCAGCCUUAGGCUGUAAGACACUCUGCAUGCUGCAGUGGUUUCGACUUUGGUUCAUCCUGUAACAGCUUAAAAAACAAUUGAAAGGUUUUUUAGUCCUUGACUCACUUCUUUAAAGUCCACAAUGAUUUAAAGAAGCAGGUUAAAGUCAGAAAAUCGCGGUAGCUUCAUAAACUCGCCGGCAUUUCUGCUGAAUCUUAGUUAAAUUGAUAGUGAACAGUUAAAGUCUGUCGUUUUUUUUCUCAAGUACUUUUACUUUUGGAGUUUAUACGUAGAUAUUUUGUCAUGAACACAUGCAUGUAGGCCUAUUAUUUUUGGAUUUUUUCAAUGAAAACAGUUGAAAUUGAUAUUUUGGGGGGUCUUAGCUUUUCUUGGAUAGGAGUAGGGGGGAACCACUGCUUUAGUGCCAUGCAUCAUGCAGAGUCAAGUAUAUUUACAAUAUCUCCAGCAUAAGUCACUGCACAGCCUAAUUCAGUUGCAUUACAGCCAUAACAUUACUAUAUAACAAUGGUUUUCAUAAACAUAUUAAAAUAUCUAAAGAUCUGUAAUGCUCAUGGAGAAUAUUCGAGAUAAAAAUGACUGGAAUUUAAAGUUAAACAUCUAAAUGUAAUGUGGUACCAACCAGGUAGCUCUGAGCUCUCUUCCUGGUCCACCCCUCUGAUCUUUUAACCCUAAAUUUACUUUUUUUUUUUUUUUUUUUUUUUAUAUAUAUAUGAGCUAAUGAAGACUUCUUACCAGGUAGAACUGACUGAACUGUUUUAUUUUACAUCCAGGUCUUAAAUUUCACAUCACUCUGCCUUUUACACCGAUUAUUUCUCGGCUUUUUUUCAAACCCCAUCUGAGAAUGUAUUUUAGCAUUCAGGAUAUUUGUGUACUACUAAAUAUUUGAUGACAUUGUUGUAUAAAAGUGGGAUGUCGUAUUGGCAUUAAAUCUAGGAAAUGUAUUUAUUUGACCGUUAAAUGUUGAGUUUAGGCUGCACUGACGUCAUCUAGUGAGAGGAUGGGUUAAGCCUGUAUCUGCUGUUCAACAGUGGUGUUAGUAAAACCUGCUGAACUUUUGGCUUUAUCAGAGGUGGGCACAGUGAGACUGAAUCUGUUAAUCAGAAAGGCUCCCUUCAAAUCUAGUAGAUUUAAUUCAAACAUGAAGCAGCUGUUCACAAUAAAAGCCCCCAGGUAGAGACGAUCAUUUUAGCUUGUUAUUCAGUAAGGUCUCUAAAGCACGGGAGGCUGUAUGCUCUUACUUUAAAAAAAAAUAUCCAAAUGAACACUAAAAUUGUUAAAUUAAUGCCCACAAGAUACAUUUAUGAGAAAUUAAACAUUGAUUUUUAAUGAUUAACAGAUUAACAUGUGCCUAGCUCUGAUUGCUAUAUAUUGCUAAAUUUAAUAUUAAUUUAAACCAGAUUGGAAUUAAUGACCCUAAUAAUACUAAUUAAUUUAACCUUUUCUAUUAGUUUGAAUAUAUUUAUUGAUUUUCCUGUCUGUAAAUCUUUGCAGAAAGUGAUUUUGAAUGUUUAAAAGUACUCUACCAAAUUGACUUCGCUCUAAAUAAGAACUCUACCAUCGACAUUUUGUUAACAGAGUUUUUGAUUCAUCGAUUUCCCGCCCAGUUCUCAGUUAUUUUGUAAAAACAAACGUGUGAUUUGUACGCUUCCUGUCAUCAGCUUGAACGUGGUGGCUCUGCAACAAAACCCUGCCGGUUGAUUCUUUUCUGAGCACUUGUUUACGGUCUCAUAUGUCAAAUAUUGGGAAAGUAUUCUGAACCUUAAUAAAGCACUUUUCAUGCUGAGUUUAGGUGGAAAACUUUAAAAAAGGACUUCUCUGAUUUUCACCAAAGCUAUUAAAGUGUAAUUGGUGGUAGCUUUAGAUGGAUAUGAGAAACAGAGCCGACAUCCUGCAGAGCCUUGUGUGUGUGUGGUCCCUUACUGUAUGUGUGUGUGGGUGUGUGUGUUUGAGUGUGUGUGUGUGUGUGUGUAAAUAUGCACACAUGGUAUAGACGCCCAUUAUAGUAUCUGGUUAAUAUUGAUGAUGUAGUGUUCUUGAUUUCAUCUAUUCUGGGUAAACGUGAAUGCCUUGCAAAAGAAUAAAUAAAAUUCAUUCUUUUUUCUUAA
Molecule: messenger RNA, 5253 nt
Organism: Cheilinus undulatus (humphead wrasse)
Lineage: Eukaryota; Metazoa; Chordata; Actinopteri; Labriformes; Labridae
Gene: agpat2
Product: 1-acylglycerol-3-phosphate O-acyltransferase 2 (lysophosphatidic acid acyltransferase, beta)
Exons: 6
Coding region: 219-1031 (270 amino acids)
Biological process (GO): phosphatidic acid biosynthetic process
Cellular component (GO): membrane; endoplasmic reticulum
Molecular function (GO): 1-acylglycerol-3-phosphate O-acyltransferase activity
Source: RefSeq, a predicted model, not a curated record